Knipowitschia caucasica is the source of this 396-nucleotide messenger RNA. The record is from the annotation of a GenBank genome assembly. NCBI's taxonomy places the organism in Eukaryota, Metazoa, Chordata, Actinopteri, Gobiiformes, Gobiidae.
AUGUCCCUGCCUCAGCAGGCGAGGCGGCGUCUGCACUGGGUUGUCCCACUCAGGGAACCAGGUCUCAAGAGGCCUCGGGACUCGUGCCUCCAGGCAGUGGGGGCAGGGACUGCUGCUUCGCAGCCCCUUUCAGAGUCUGCUUCAAAGCCCUCACAGAGACUGCUUCGCAACCCCUCACAGGGCCUAAGCCGGUGCCUGAACAUCCCACCCACGGUGCGACUCAUCAGGAGAGGCUUCAACGACGUCUGCACGGAGCUCAUCAAGAGAAAAGUUAGAUUCAAAAUGGCUUUCCCAGCAGUUUUGUUGUUUGAAAUCAACGGGAUGAAGAAAUCUUUCACAGAGCCCAAACGAGCCAGGGCGUUCCUCGGGAGCACAGUGACCAACGAGAACAAAUAG